UUUUACCAAAGUAUGUCUAUAGAGUCAAUAUAGAUCAGCAUAAGAUCUUUGUGAUGCCAGACUUGGUGCAACCCACACAUCUGACUCGACAUGAGAAAAAGAUCAGAAAUAUGUCAAAUACCAACCUCCUGAGAAGACCUAAAUAAAACCUUGAACCUUCUAAGUGAGAUGAAUUCUUCAGGCAUGCUGCAGAUUCACAGCCCGGAUCCAAAACAGAAAGAUCUGAGAGUGAAUGGAGAUAGGCUAAAGUCUUCCUUCAAGCUUAAGAACCGUUUGGAAUCACAUAAUUCAUCGCUCCUAUUUCAUAUCCAUAAUAAACAGAAGGCAUUACCCAUAAUAAGCAAGAGGCUUUCCCAGGGUUUAACUGACCUCACUCUUGAUGAUGACCAACGAGAUGAGGAGCUUAUUCAUAUCCAUAAGAUCAAGGUCGAGACUUCUAAAAAGAUGAGCUUUACCAGGAAUAAUGAAAAAUAGAGAACGGAAAAAUACCUCUCAGAGCUCUACUGAUAAUGGCAUGCUCAAGUCUGUCCUACAUCCUGAAAAGGUUACCACUACGGGCAUGGGGAGAAGAGGACAUAUACGAAAAUCUAAAUUCGAACACAAGACGAUCAGAGUUGGCCAAGAACCAACUUGGUCAUUAAAAUAAGAGAAAGAUACAGUGCAACAAUCAAAUUUUGAUGACAACUAAGGCUCGAGAGAAGCAUGAAGAAAACUUCUAUUCAAAGAGUGGGUUUUCUUCAAGUCCUUUAAUAUCAAGAAGCAGAGGGUUUCAUAAAAUAAAGUAGCCAGGUGAAUAAGGACAUUCAUAGUUCUACUCAAUACGAGAAUUUCAAAUUGAAUAUGUCUCAUGACUCUCGUCAAAGCAUUUUUACUAAAAACUCCUUGAUCGGGAAAGAGCCAAUAACCUCUUUUGGCCAGGUCAGUCAUUAUAUUACAAACUAUGUCAAGGAGCUAUCAGAAAAGCGAGGAAUUAAACAGAAGCUUGCUUUAACAAGCUAUGAGGCUAAAAGGGCUAGUCCUAGAUACCGCUUAAAGCAAACAUUGAAUAUUCAGAAGAAGAAUGUCACAAGAGAUAACUCAAGUGAAGAGAUAUUCUCAAAUAAUGCUAUCAAAACCUCAAUAAAUACAUUUUAUAACACAAGGAAGGCUGUAGCUAAUGAUCUGACCAAGCUAGAUCAACCGAUAUCCCCCAUUAGUCCUCCUCAUAAAGAUAAUACAAAACAAACCAGAUUUGAAGCUAAAUAAGCCAAUUGUGAAUAUCCCAAUGCAAAAAUUGCUUGGAACAAAAGUAAAACUUGGCAAGAUAAAGCCUCAAAAGAAGAUAGCUGUUUCAAAGAGUACUUCACCACGAAAAGAAGUGCUGAAGCAGUCUGGAAAAUCAGCGAAACCUGAAAGAACUGACAAUAUCUCAGAUUAUUACCAUAAAGCUAAUAAUAGGUACGAGGAGCAGAAGAGAGAAAGGAAGUCUAUACCAAGAGAAGUUGUCAAUAAUCUUGAUAAUUCAGAGAAUGGACCACAUAUUGGUAGCUUAAUCAAAGCAUCCACUGCUUCUGCAGAUCCUGAAGAAGUCUCUCUUCCAAACUCAAAUUCGCCCAGUGAGGAAGAAGGAAAAGGGAAGAAUUUGAAGGUUUCAUUUGGAAGACAACUAGUGACUUCCCAGUCUCCGGUCGAUAUCUCUAAGCCUAAGAUUGACCAAAAAUCUAAGGGUAAAAAGGUAUCAUCCCAAGCUCCAGUAAAGAUAUUGACUAAGAUUAAGAACAUCAGCUUCCCAAGGAAGUCGAAAGGGCCUUUCAUGAAUGGAACUAUUCAAAAGUUCAACAUAGAUUUAGGAGAGAUCUUGACAACCAAAAGGAAGAAGCGUAGGAUUGGGUAGAAAUAGCCAAAUUUUCACAUGUAGGAUUAUAUUAAAUCCUCUCAUCAC
This is a messenger RNA of Moneuplotes crassus, 1921 nucleotides long. The record is from the annotation of a GenBank genome assembly. NCBI's taxonomy places the organism in Eukaryota, Ciliophora, Spirotrichea, Euplotida, Euplotidae.